This is a messenger RNA of Akanthomyces muscarius, 1536 nucleotides long. RefSeq lists its product as uncharacterized. Gene Ontology annotation, molecular function: zinc ion binding; metalloaminopeptidase activity. Bases 1 to 1536 code for a protein of 511 amino acids. The record is from RefSeq and is a predicted model, not a curated record. NCBI's taxonomy places the organism in Eukaryota, Fungi, Ascomycota, Sordariomycetes, Hypocreales, Cordycipitaceae. The transcript has 2 exons. Gene Ontology annotation, cellular component: fungal-type vacuole. Gene Ontology annotation, biological process: proteolysis.
AUGACUGGUCGUGAGCCAUCGUCACCGACCGGCUCUUACGCCACGGUCGGGUCAUCAUCCGUUUCCCGACAGCCGGCCACGCCAACGACGGCCGCGCGGCAGCCUCAGGAAUACACCCCGGAGCAGUUCACACAACCCUUUUGUGACUUUAUGACACAGAACCCUACCCCAUUCCAUGUCGUAGACUACUGCAAGACCAAGCUCCGCGAUGCCGACUUCCACGAGCUGCCCUCGCGGGAAUCCUGGGCCGACAAGAUCCAUCCCGGCGGCAAGUACUUCACGUCUCGCAACGGCAGCGCCCUCAUUGCCUUUUCCGUCGGCCGCGCCUACAAGCCGGGCAACGGCGUGGCCAUGAUUGCCGGCCACAUUGACGCCAACACGGCCAAGCUCAAGCCCGUGGGCGCCAAGCCCGUCAACGAGGCCGGCUGCAUCCAGCUGGGCGUCGCGCCGUAUGCCUCGGGUCUCAACCCGACGUGGUGGGACCGCGACCUAGGCAUCGCCGGGCGCGUCGUAGUGCGCGACCCGGACACGGGCGGCGGCAAGACGACCACGCGGCUCGUCAAGCUCGGGUGGCCGGUCGCCAAGGUCGCCACCGUGGCCGCGCACCUGUCUAACCCGGCCUUCUUCGGCGACGGCAACCAGGAGACGCGGAUGGCGCCCAUUAUCGGCCUCGCCGGCGCGUACUCGGCGGCGGAGCGGCGGCCGCUGGGCCGGCCCGGCGACUUUGUGCACGGCCAGCCAGCAGAGCUGGUGCAGCUCGUGGCCGGCGAGCUCGGCAUCUCGUACACGCAGAUUGCAAACUGGGACCUGGAGCUGUUUGACUUUCAGCCCGCGCAGGUCUUUGGCAUGCGCAAGGAGCUCAUCACCGCGGGCCGCCUCGACGACAAGCUGUGCUCGUGGGCGGCCGUGAUGGGCCUGCUGACGGCGCGGCACGACGGCGAUGACGACGGCCACGUCCAGCUCGUCAGCCUGUUUGACGACGAAGAGAUCGGGGGCAAGCUGCGCCAGGGCCACGGCAGCACGUUCCUCCCGACGACGGUCGAGCGCAUGGUGGAAGCGCUCGCCCGGUCCGCCAAGACGCCGCCGCCGUCGUACGGGCCGGGGAUCCUGGGGCAGACGUACGCGCGGUCGUUUUUGAUUGCCAGCGACGUCUCGCACGCGGGCCACCCAAACUUCCUGGACAAGUACAUGGAGGGCCACGUGCCGACGCUCAACACGGGCCUCGCCAUCAAGCACGAUCCCAACGGCGGCUUCAGCACCGACGCCGUCUCGGCCGCGGUGCUCAUGCGCGUCGCGGAGCUGAUUGGCGCCACGGUGCAGCCGUACCAGGCGCGCAACGAUGUGCGUGCCGGUGGCAGCAUCGGACCUGUGCUGUCCAGCAUGAUGGGGUGUCGGGCGACGGACGCGGGCAUUGUGCAGCUGAGCAUGCACUCGGUGCGGGCGACAACGGGUGCGCUGGAUCCUGGUCUGGGGGCAUUGUUUUAUAAAGGAUUCUUGGAGAAUUGGGGAAAGAUAGACGGUGAGUAUGCACCGUAG